Messenger RNA from Drosophila serrata, 1348 nucleotides. Its product is annotated as PSME3-interacting protein. NCBI's taxonomy places the organism in Eukaryota, Metazoa, Arthropoda, Insecta, Diptera, Drosophilidae. Gene Ontology annotation, cellular component: nucleus. The record is from RefSeq and is a predicted model, not a curated record.
AGAAAAAUGCCGUCUGCAAAGUACUGGCUAAGCGGCUUUGGGUGGUCAGAGGGCAAGUCUCACGUUUUGUCAGUGAAUCCAUACUUCGUUUUUCUCGGUGAAUUCCGAAAGAAUCUUAAAAGACGGGACAUUCUCAACCUAAAGCCGACUUCCGUAGCCAAAAUUACUGGCAAAAAGUGGCGGGAAAUGACUCCAGCUCAAAAGUCGGUGUAUAUAGAAAAAGCCAAGAUUAAUCAGGCUAAGAUUAAGAUCUCAAAACGGGAAGUCUGCAAAUUGAUCAGGCUAAACAGUGCCCGUCUUAGAGGAAUCAACAUUUAACCACAAAAUUUUUAAAUAAUAAAUCAAAUCAAUCCCUAAAUUUAUUUCAAAUUUCCUUCAACGCUUUCCAACACCUUGAAGGCACACAAACAAACUUUUCGAUUCUAUUACAAGUGUUGGAAAAUCUCGAUUGCGUUGCUCUUCAGCUGUUGUCAAAGUGUUGGAAAGGGUAUAACGUGGUCUGUGGCCUACCGAAAAGUAUUUUGUGAAAUAAAACAUGAGUUCUGGCUUUGUCACUGAAGCUGAGGCUGCCGAGCAAAGGCAGAGACGUCAGGAGGAAUGGGAGCGUGUUCGUCAACCGGAUGAUCCAGUCGAACGACCCGAGGAGCCGUAUGACGCACGCUCACUGUACGAACGCCUGAAAGAGAAUAAGGACAAGAAGGACAUGGAGUACGAGGAGGCCCACAAGUUAAAGAACCUGAUACGUGGUCUGGACGAUGACGAGGUGCAGUUCCUGGAGCUGGUCGAUGCCCACAAAAUGAAUGCGGAGCGUCAACAAAUGCGUGAUGAGGAGCUGGAACUAAGGGACUUCCGCAAUCGCGUUGAAAAGUUGCAGGAGGAGAGCGUCGACAAGAAACUGCAGGCGGAGCUCAAGACCACGGCCAAAUCCGCAGGAGCCCCCGUGGUGGGCCGCAGCACUCAGAAGUCGCUGCUUGGCCAGGGCAUCAAGCGGAAAAACGGGGAAUUACCCACAACCAGCAAGAUGGCCAAGACAACCGAGGAGGCGAAGGAGCCGGAGGAGAAGACUGCACCCACAUCGACGCCCAAUACUCUGAUCACAAACAAAUAUAACACAGGGGCUCUGAAGUGCAUCGGCCUGUUGCCAGGCAUCGGAUCUUACACGGAGUCCAGCGACUCGGAGGCCAGCACGGACGAUGAUGAGCACGGAUCGUGCACCCGCACAGAUCUGUGUGGCCGUAAAAUACUAAAGAAGAAACAGUGCGCCGAGUAGGAUCAAACAGUUUACUUGGAUUCUUAAUAUGUAAUUUCUCUUUCCUUGCAACAGAAUAUAGCCUAGAGUGUAAACGUA